GGCGGCGCGCGGGGAAAAUGUCUCCGUGCCGGGAUUCCCAGGGCUCCCGCCUAUUUUUGCAACUCCGGGGACAGUCUCCGGCAUUGCUCCUACGGCAACUGCUCGCCAUAGCGCUAAUCCAGGCCGUGUGGGGUGACGUAACACUGCCUUUAUUAGCAGAUGAUAACUGUAAACAGUUGAAGGCAAUGAAAGUAACACAGAGUUCAGAAUCAACUUGUUUCUGCUACAUUCCAAAUGGAGCAAUAUACUUACAAAAUACUUGGUCAACUAUUCAGGUGUCAAUAAACAGCACUGGAAUAUUUAAAGUAGUGUUUAUCCCAGAUGAACAUGAUUGCCAAAAUUCAGAAUAUUUAUUUGAUUUUUUGAAAUGCCUGAUUAACAAUAUUUGGCAGCCUAGUGUGUCUAAUCAAACUAUCAUAACAGUGGACCAGUAUGUUGGCAAAACAUGUUUCAGGAUCCAAUCAACAAAUAAAAUACUCUACACUGUGAGUGUAGAACAAAACAUGUUGGAUAGCAAGCUCAUUCUGUUAUUUGUUGCUGGUGUACUUCUUUUUCAUUUUGCCUAUAACCUGAGUAGAAGCCACAUCUUCUAUUAUUGUGCUGGGAUAGCAUUUGGUGUUCUCACACCUCUAGUCUUUCUCGUUUUGAUGCUUAAAAGGUUUAUUCCCAAGCUCAGUACCUUCUGGAUUUUAAUGAGUGGGUGCUGGUUCUCUUCUCUGUAUAUGUUUUAUGUUUCAAAAGAAAAACUGAAAUGGAUGUGGAACAAUUCUACAUAUUAUAUACUGGGUAUGAGAAUUAAUAACAGUAUAAGAGACUUUGAAAAUGAACACUACCUUCUUUUGCA
This is a messenger RNA of Python bivittatus (Burmese python), 844 nucleotides long. NCBI's taxonomy places the organism in Eukaryota, Metazoa, Chordata, Lepidosauria, Squamata, Pythonidae. The record is from RefSeq and is a predicted model, not a curated record.